Molecule: messenger RNA, 2622 nt
Organism: Stylophora pistillata
Lineage: Eukaryota; Metazoa; Cnidaria; Anthozoa; Scleractinia; Pocilloporidae
Product: putative ubiquitin carboxyl-terminal hydrolase MINDY-4
Biological process (GO): protein K48-linked deubiquitination
Molecular function (GO): K48-linked deubiquitinase activity; protein binding; cysteine-type deubiquitinase activity
Source: RefSeq, a predicted model, not a curated record
GCAAUGUUGACAAGUUGUGUUCGUUAAAAUAUUUUUUAAAAACAGGAUUAUUUACGCUUUUCUAGAAAGAAGAUCGGAUCGAUUGAUAACUUCUUUAUCACUGUAUGAAUUGAAAAUAAUUGAUUGCGUCACACAGUUCACGCAUAAGUGAAUUUUAGUGUCUGUUUUCUCGCCUUGUACAAAAUUUAACAUCCAAAGACUUCGAAGUAUAUGUGGCUUAUAUAUCACCAUGGGGAUCAGAUAUUGAGGAGCUAUAUGUGGGGAUUCGAGAAGAAAAAUCCUAAAUGCCAAGGAUAACUGGUUGUACUUUAGGCUUCGAUCCUCGAAAGAGCGCAUCCUUGGAUUGUUAAGUAUGUCUGAUGCUGUCAUCUCAUUAACGGCCUCUCUUGUGCGAGAGUAUCUUAGCAGAAAGGGAUUAAAAAGCACUUUGCAGACAUUGGAUGAAGAAAUGCCAAGGACUGAUGAUAGUAUCAGUAACCGUGCUCAACUUGCCAAAGAAAUGCACAUUGAAAAGCUCAUGAAAAAGAACAAGGAGCUUCCUGAACCAUUCCGUACCAUGUUGGAAGUCAUGGUUAAGUAUAUCAAAGAACAAGGUGGCUUGAGUUCCUCGUCAUCAGUAGUAGCUGACAAAGUACAUGAAAGACCAAGAUCAUCCAGGGGAGCCAGAAAAGAUACAGGAAACAAGGCACUGGCGCAGCCAUCAAACAGUGAUAUUACAAAUCAGAGUGAAAAACUUGAUGAUAAAGAUGACAGAAAAGGUUAUGAUGAUCUCUUAAAACAGCUGGAAAAACCAGCAAGAAAUAUUCCAGCUACUAAACCAAGCUUGCUAACCAAUGAUUUAAGGAUAAAAUUGAAUUCUGAUGAAUCACAUAGUACGGCAGGGAAUACAAAUACACCUGUUUCAACAGGUUCUAGUGGUUUCUCAGAACCUUCAAUGACCACACCCUCAAUGUCAAGUGAUCCAAAGGCAAAACUCAAGAGUAAAAGAAGACCAAAUGCCACAGGAGGACCAGUUAUCAGCUCUGGAUUGGCUGGUAAGAGAGAUUCAAGGCUGCGUCCUGGUAGUGGAAGACUAAGCAGCAGCUUGUCAGGUUUGAACAAUGGAAGUUUGUUCGGAGAUGAUGACGAGAGCAAAGAGCAGAACAUUGCACAGAAUCAAAAACUGGAUGUGCAAGAAAAUCAUAUUGAUAGGCUUCCUAGGUCACAGGAUUUUUCACUUGAUCAAAGUAGCAAAGAUCGCCACCAACUGGGCGACAUUUCUUCAAGGGAAUCAAGGAAAAGUACAUCGAAGAGGAGCUCAACAAGGAAGAAAUAUGUCGCAGCUGGAAGGGAGAAUUACCAACCAGACUUUGGGAGUUUCAUGGGCUUGAAAAAUCUUAUCUUUGGAACUGCUACAGCGAGCUUUAAUCCGGAAUGGAGGAAUCAGAGCUUUUCUUUCUGUGAUCUUUAUCAAUUAGAAUAUGGAAUUGUGCAACUAAAGGGUGGGCCAUGUGGUGUACUUGCUGCUGUACAAGGAUUUGUUCUCAAACAUUUGCUGUUCGGAGGAAAGAAGGGAGACACGAAGAAGAAACUCCAGCCAUCUUCCCGAGAGAGAACGAAAGCUCUAACGUCUGCUCUGAGUGAAAUUCUUUGGAGGGCAGGAGACCACAAAACAGCUACUGUAGCUCUACCAACUGGUGGCUCCAAUUUUUUUGGUGCCGGAAGAUACAAACCCGACCAGCUGACAGAAGCGCUUGUUUUGCAUGAUUUCAAGUCAUCUGAAAGUCUUCAAAGCUUUCUCGCCCAAAACAUAACUCAGUUUGAAUCUGACAAAAGUAGCGGGUGUAUUUUGUUGUUGUAUUCUGUGAUGUUGUCAAGAUCAAUUCAAAAGGUAAUAUUAGAUAUGGAUGAACCAACGAAUACCCUGAUGGGAGCCCACGGUUAUUGCACACAGGAAAUGGUGAAUUUGAUAGUCACUGGCAAAGCUUCGUCCAACACAUUUGACAACAUUAUGGAAAUCGAUACUGGAGGAGCUAAGAAGAAUGUUUUUAAAGGAAUAGAAAAACAAAGUGACAUUGGACUUCUAUCGCUAUUUGAACAUUACAAGUCAUGCGAGGUUGGUGUUAACUUCAAAAGCCCCAAGUUUCCCAUCUGGGUCAUUUGCAGUGAGAGUCACUUCAGUGUACUGUUCUCUGUGGACAGAAACCUCUUGGAUGAUUGGAAGUUUGAAAAGACGUUUGAUCUUUAUUACUAUGACGGUCUGGCCCGUCAAGAGGAGGAGAUUAAACUAACCAUAGAUACAACCAGGGAAUGUCCGGAGUACAAAGACACUGAUCUUGUUCCUCCACUAGAACACUGUAUUAGAACAAGAUGGAAAAAUGCUGUUGUAGACUGGAAUGGAACGGAGCCAAUUUUGUGAUGUUCGCUUGCGUUGAAUUCAAUAAAACCAGGAGUUCUUCUGUGAGUGGAUCUACAGACAAGAAUUUCGACAAUCUUGGUGAAAAAAUUUUCCUUAAAAUUCCUUCAGCGCUACGUGCAUGGAAUCUUCCCUGUUAUCGCUACAGUGAGAUACCUGAAGAAACUGUUCAAGUGACUCAUUUUUGUUGCAGUGGUAUUGUUCAUUGUGUAAAUAAACAAACAGAU